AUGUCCUAUGACAGUACGCUUGUCGGCGUUGGUAUUGUGAUACUGGUAGCAUUGGUAGCCGUAGUAUUUAAGCGAAUAAAGAAGUAUAAACACGAGCAAGCAUUAUUUCGACAGUCACAAAUGGGCUACCCGAAUCCACCUCCUUUGCGAAGUCCAAUUCCUAACGAACCAUAUCCAAUUCUUCACCUUCCAAACUAUGCCAAUACCGGAAGCAUGCGAGAUACUGUAAUAACAGUUGAUGGUAACCUUCAACGGCAAUGCGAGUACUUUGAGCACAUUCCUGUACCACAUCAAGUCUUCUCGCCACGACACUACGAACCGCCACCACCGUAUCCGGGCGAGAAUAACAAAACCUCGAACAUCUAG
Cooperia oncophora is the source of this 366-nucleotide messenger RNA. Lineage: Eukaryota; Metazoa; Nematoda; Chromadorea; Rhabditida; Trichostrongylidae. The record is from the annotation of a GenBank genome assembly.